This is a messenger RNA of Arabis nemorensis, 189 nucleotides long. NCBI's taxonomy places the organism in Eukaryota, Viridiplantae, Streptophyta, Magnoliopsida, Brassicales, Brassicaceae. The record is from the annotation of a GenBank genome assembly.
AUGGGAAGUGGGAAGUUUCACUUUCGUUUCAAGGAGGAAUCCGAUCUGCAAUACGUGAUGGAGAAUCGGCCAUAUCACUCUGAUGGGUGGAUGAACGCCAUUGAAAGAUGGGUUCCAACAGUGCGGCCAGACUUCCCGGUCUCAAUCCCGUUCUGGGUCGAAAUCAGAGAUCUUCCGGAUCAACUGUGA